This is a messenger RNA of Plasmodium relictum, 1368 nucleotides long. RefSeq names its product conserved Plasmodium protein, unknown function. The transcript is spliced from 11 exons. Bases 1 to 1368 code for a protein of 455 amino acids. NCBI's taxonomy places the organism in Eukaryota, Apicomplexa, Aconoidasida, Haemosporida, Plasmodiidae. The record is from RefSeq and is a predicted model, not a curated record.
AUGUUACAAUUUAAACAAGGUUAUUCAAAAAAGGGAAGUGAAGAAAAUAAUUCACCACGGGAUAGUGACGAAGAAAAGAGUGUUGAAUUUUUAACAAAAAAAAUUAGAGAUUUAGAAUUGCAACUUGAAUAUGAAAUAAAUCACAACGAUACUGAAAUAUCGGAAAGAGAUGAAACAAUUAAAAAGUUAGAAGAAAGAAUAAAUCAGUUGGAAAAUUCUAAAAAUUCAGAAGAUAAAGAUGAGGCAAUUUUAAAUAUGAGUGAGAAAUUGUUGAUAUUAUCAAAUAAAUACGAUGCUCUUGUAAAAGAAUCUAAAUUACAAGAAGAAGAGUUAAAGCAUUUAAAGAAUAAAAAAAAGUAUAGAAAUGAUAAAACAAAUGAAUUUGUUAUGACUCUGAAAAGGCAGAACGAAGAAUUUAAAAAAGAUUAUGAUAUAUUAAGUGAAAAAUAUUCUCAAUUAUUGAAAAAAUACGAUUCAUUAAAAAAUGUACAUAAUUCUUUACAAGAACAAUAUAAUGAAAAUAAAAAACAAAUGGAAAUUAUUAGAAAGGAGAAAAUAAAUGAAGGCUUUGAUGAAAACAGUGCACUUAAGAUAUUAAACUUAGGGAAUGAUUUGUUAUACAAAAGGAAUAUCAAUAAAGAUAAGGACGAAUUGAAUACAUUAAAAUUAGAAUUAGAAUAUAAAGAAAUGAUAAUACAAAAAUUAAUAAAAAAAAGUUUAAAUGAAGGAAGAAUAAAUAAGCAAAACACUGAUUAUAAUGAGAUAAUAAGGAGCAAUGAAAAAAAAAUAGAUGAAUUAUAUAAAAAAUAUUUAGAUUCUCAAAGUGAUAACGAUAAAUUAAAAAAACAAAUUAAUAAUUUAAAUAAUGAUAUAAAACAGUUAAAAGAAGAAAAUAGCUCUUUAUUGAAUACUACGAUUAAAUUAAGAGAUAUUAAAAAAAAAGGAUCUAAUGAUGAAUUUCAUAUUAAUCAAUUUGAUGAUUUGCUCAAUAAUCUUUUGAAAGAAAAUUCUAAUUUAAAUGAAGAAAUUUCAAAGCAGAAGAAAAAACAUAUGGCAGAUACUUACUAUUUUAAUAAAGAAUUAGAAAUGAUAAAAAAUGACAAGUUUAAAAUAAUUGAAAAAUUUGACAACAAGAAAAUUAAAAAUAUUCCUCAUUUAUUCCAACCAGUAAAUUUAACAGUAAAUAUGAAGGAUGAUAAAAGUGACUGUUUAGAAGAAAAUCAAAAUUUAAAAAACAAUCUUGAUAUUUGUAAGGAUGAUUAUAAUUUAAUGAAUUCCAGAUGUAAGUUGAAUAAACCUAUAAUUACCGAUGACUUAGCUCAUAUUUAUAUUCAGGAUUAUAUGGAAAAAGUCCAAAACAAAAAAUAA